Molecule: messenger RNA, 1915 nt
Organism: Cottoperca gobio
Lineage: Eukaryota; Metazoa; Chordata; Actinopteri; Perciformes; Bovichtidae
Gene: porcn
Product: porcupine O-acyltransferase
Exons: 14
Coding region: 342-1715 (457 amino acids)
Biological process (GO): protein palmitoylation; lipid modification; Wnt protein secretion
Cellular component (GO): endoplasmic reticulum; membrane
Molecular function (GO): palmitoleoyltransferase activity; Wnt-protein binding
Source: RefSeq, a predicted model, not a curated record
CUUCUGUCUGCACGCUGUACACAUCCCAUUGGUCAGGAGGCACGAGCGAGGAUUCUGAUAGGCGGAGCCGGCUGUCACUUAGAGCCGACGACAGCGCUGAUUGGCUGGCGUGCCCGCACUUAAGGCAGCCGAUUGGUCGACGGGUAUCCUUGUGGCUGCCUGGAGAUGACAGGCCAGUGGUGCUGAUGCUGUGACAAUGGGAGUCAUCCAGAAGAUCAGCAUCAUCUGGACCGAGCGUGCUUAACACCGCGGCGGCACGCGCACAGCUCGCUGCACCGGGACGGGGACGCAGCUGUGAGGAAACACGCGCAGGAAGCUGCGGCUGCUGCUCCGACAAGGUGAUGGGAGCGUUCAGCCGACAGAAGUUCUUCCAGGAGCUCGCUCACGGCUGCCUGCUGCCUACAGCUCAGCAGGGCCUGGAGCAGGUGUGGCAGCUGCUGGUGAUCUGCCUGCUGUGUCGGCUGCUCUGGAUGUUGGGCCUCCCCUCGUUUGUGAAGCACCUGGGCACCAUCGCCGGAGGCUUCUACACCCUCUACCUGUUCUUUGAGCUGCACAUGAUCUGGGUGGUGCUCCUCAGCCUCCUCUGCUACCUCUUCCUCUUCCUGUGCCGCCACUCCACCAUGCGAGGCACCUUCCUCUCCAUCACCGUGCUCAUCUACCUGCUGCUGGGAGAGCUGCACAUGAUGGACACCACCAACUGGCACAAGAUGAGAGGUUCACAGAUGGUGGUGGCCAUGAAAGCCGUCUCUCUGGCCUUCGAUCUGGACAGAGGAGUCGUGGCCAGCGUGCCGUCGCCCAUCGAGUUCAUGGGCUACAUUUACUUUGUGGGCACCGUCAUCUUUGGUCCCUGGAUCAGCUUCAACAGCUACAAAGACGCUUUAGAAGGACGUCAGCUGAGCCUGUCGUGGCUUGUGAAGGUGUCUGUGAGCUGGAUGAAGAGCCAGGUGUGCCUUGUGGUUUCCAACUGCGUGGCCCCUUACCUCUUCCCGUAUUUCAUACCAGUGUAUGGAGACAAGCUGCUACGAGGCAAAAAGAGGAGGAAGAUCAGGUGGCUGCUGGCGUACGAGAACACGACGUCUUUCCACUUCAGUAAUUACUUUGUUGGUUUUUUGAGCGAGACCACGACGACUCUGGCCGGCGGCGGCUUCACUGAGGAGAAAGAAAACCUCAAAUGGGACUUGACUGUAUCCAAGCCCCUGAGUAUAGAGUUCCCCCGCUCGAUGGUGGAGGUGGUGACGUCGUGGAAUCUGCCCAUGUCUCGCUUCCUGCACACCUAUGUUUUCAAGAGCGCUCUCAAAUUCGGGACGUUCUCCGCCAUCAUGGUGACGUAUACGGCCAGCGCCUUUCUGCACGGUUUGAGUUUCCAUCUGGGUGCAGUUCUUCUAUCUCUUGGGUUCAUCACGUACAUCGAGCACGUGCUGCGGAAAAGGCUUGCAGCCAUUUGUAAUGCCUGUGUCCUCUCAAAGAAAUGUCAGCCACACUGCACUCACCGGAACAAAAAGAAGCUCUGGGUUUAUCUCAUCAACAUCGCAUUCAGCGCUUUGGCAGUCCUGCACCUGACGUACCUGGGCUCUGUGUUCAACUCCAGCGUGGACUACAUGGAGGAGGAUGAGGGCGACAUCGGCCAUCACACCGUGCAGAAGUGGUCGGAGCUGAGCUGGACGAGCCACUGGGUCACGUUUGGAUGCUGGAUAUUGUACCGUCUCAUCCUCUGACAACAAGAGACGGAGCACGAGAAGCAAUAACGAGAGACGUGCGGCUCCACGUCUGCACUGUGACGCUGUUCUGCAGAAUCUACAGCAGUAAACCAACACGCAGCGUUCAGGUCGCACCGCAUGUCGGCUGCGUAAUCUUUCAUCGUAACCUGCUGGGGACUGGUUCUGAUAUCCGUGAAACGAUCCUCCCCCCCCCCCCC